AAAAUCUCUCACAUGAAACAGUUGCCGAGAAUGGUUAUACGAGCAAAGACAUAAAAAAACUUGCUGAAACGUAGAAGCCUAACAAAAUCGCGAAAUCGACGACGCUAAAAUCGAACGAUGCAUUUGGAUUUGUUUUUGUUACUAUCAGUGGUGUUACCUUUAAGUGCUUACCUCGUUUUAAAGUAUCUGAAUAAAAUUAAUUUUUGGCGCCGCCAAAAUGUGCAAACGGCCAGUGUCUUCGGUCUGCUGAAAAGGACUUGGGAAUCACACCUGCAUGUGGCUAUUCACGAGCUGUAUAUGCAGAUGUGCGAUCAAGCGCAACCAUGCCAGGCUAUUGAAACUCUGGCUACCACCGCCUUGGUGGUCCAAGAUCAAAAUGCCAUACAGGAUAUACUUGUUACACAGUUUGAUAACUUCAAUGAAAGGGGUUUCUAUGUGAAUCGCAAAGAUCCUUUGGUCUCAAAUCUAGGGCGUGUGGAAUAUGAUCUAUGGAAGCCUAUGCGGCGAACAUAUGCCUCUUCGCUGACAGCAGCCAAAACCAAAGAAUAUUUUGUGCUAUUCCAAAAACUAGGCGAUCAAAUGUUGCAUGUAUUCAACAACGCCAUGUCGUCAAACCAAGGCGUCCUGGAUGCCUAUGAUGUGUGUCAACGUUAUGCCAUUGAUUUAAUAGCCAAUGUCGGAUUUGGUUUACAACUGAAUUGCCUUGCGAAUCCAAAAUCCCAAGCCCGUCAGUACACCAUAAAAGCAGUGCGUGAAUCCAUACGUCCAUUUUUCGAUCAAUUUAAAAAGACCUUCUCCAAACUCUUACAAUUGCUCGAUAUCAAAUAUCACAGUCAAACAACCAUAGAUUUUUUCUCAAACAUAAUGAAUGAGUCUUUGAAGGCGCGACGUAGUGAUUUUAUUAAAAAUUUACUGGAGGCAAGUGAUGAUCCGGAUUUGAAGUUGAGCCGUGAACUUAUGUUGGAUCAAGUUUUUGGAUUUUUCACCGCCGGUUUCGAUAACACCUCUACGGCCAUGACUUAUGCAUUGUACGAGUUGGCCAAAGAUCCAGAAAUUCAAGAAAAAGCUAGGAAAGAAGUCACAGCGGUCAUUGGCAGAUAUGCAAAUGAAAUCACCUAUGAGAGUCUAAAGGAGAUGACUUAUGUUUACCAAGUCAUACAGGAAACUUUGCGAAAAUAUCCUGUUGGACAUAUGCUGCCAAGAACUUGCCUACGUCCCAGCACCAUUAGGACAGCUACCACCUCCAUUGAAAUUCCAGCACAUACCACCAUUAUUAUACCCACCUAUGGAAUUCAUCAUAAUCCCAGAUUUUAUCCGGAACCCGAUAAAUUUCGCCCAGAACGCUUUGAGGAAGAGGAGAUAGCUAAAAGGCCAGCUUGCAGUUUUCUUUCAUUCGGUGAUGGGCCUAAAAUUUGUGUGGCUCUACAAUUCACGCGCGCCAAUAUGGUGUAUCAAUUGGCCUUAAUAUUGUCACAUUAUCGACUGUAUCUUACUAAAGGAACACCAGAUAUAUUAAAAUUCGAUAGAACGCGAAUGUUUACUCUAAGUCCCUUGGGUGAUAUUUUCUUGAAAGUAGAAAAUAUUUAAGCUAAAAAAACAAAAUUAAAAUUAGGAUAAUUGAUUAAGAAAUUAUGCAUAUAAAAACAAAUCAUUUUAUGAAUAAGUUAUUGCCGAGUUCGAGUUCUCUUUGUAGAGAGAUGAGAAAUAUUUACUGAAUAAUCUUUUACGAAAUAAAUAAAUAUAUUGUGGUAAGCAGAACACAUAA
Stomoxys calcitrans (stable fly) is the source of this 1765-nucleotide messenger RNA. RefSeq names its product probable cytochrome P450 6a17. Gene Ontology annotation, molecular function: monooxygenase activity; iron ion binding; heme binding. NCBI's taxonomy places the organism in Eukaryota, Metazoa, Arthropoda, Insecta, Diptera, Muscidae. The coding region runs from base 118 to 1587 and encodes 489 amino acids. The transcript has 2 exons. The record is from RefSeq and is a predicted model, not a curated record.